ACUUCUUUUGUUACAACAAACAUUAUCAUAUCAAAUUACUAAUCCUCGUUCUUCUAUAUAUAUAUAAACCCCUUUUUCCACUCCUUCCCCUCCAUUCCCUGAAUCACACAUCUUGUCCCUACUACUGUCAUAUAUCAUCCCAUAAUUAGUUUCCUGUGCAACUCCAUUAAAUAUACAACGUGUCUUCCAUCACUACAUCCCUCUCCCACAACAAAUAAAGAGAGAGCAAUUAGAGAUAGCCGCAUAACUAAAAGUGAAUGAAAUGGAGGAUACGACGAAUCCGCAGAGCAGCACGGCGGUUCAACCGCGAGCUCGUAUUCUCCCUAUAAGAAAGAAUUCGCAUGUGGCGAGCGCGAAGUUGAAGCCCAAGAUCAGAAUUGUGCACAUAGUUGCACCGGAGAUCAUAAAGACCGACCCCGAGAAUUUCCGCGAGCUCGUGCAGAAACUCACUGGGCAGCCCACAAAAGGUAUUCCCAUGCAGAAGAAGAUCAACAAGUAUAGGAAGAAGAAUUCGCUUCCUGCCUCGGCUAUUCAUGCAGACGCUGUCAAUGGAUUAAUAUACGGAAUGAACGAAGAGGCAGAAGAUGGUGGUUUAUUUCGAGAUUUCGGGGGGAUUAAUUACUGGGAUUUUACAAGGGUUUAGUGAUCUUUCGUAAUUGGAGGUACAUGUACAACUGCUUCUCUAAGGUUCUUUUUUUUAAAAAAAAGAAGAAGAAGAAGAAGAAAUAUUAGAAAAUUAGGAUGCUGGAUCAUGGUUCUUCUUUUGAAUUGAUUAUUUGCUGAUAUGCGGAUUGUAGGUGCGUGGCUUGUAUUCCUUUGUUCUUCUAUGUAUGUUGAUUUAACUCUUCUAAUGUAUACGUACGUAUGUUGAUUUUUUCUUUUUCCCUUUUUAUUCUUUUUCUGUUAUUGCUAUUAGAGAGAGAAACGACUGGAGAAAUUCUAACAUAGAGCUUUUCAUUAUCGCCGUUAAAUAGAGAGAGGGAAUUGUUUGACUCCAUAUAUAUUCUCGUCCUUCAAAAAUGAAUGACACACAGUUUAUCUUA
Molecule: messenger RNA, 1043 nt
Organism: Ananas comosus (pineapple)
Lineage: Eukaryota; Viridiplantae; Streptophyta; Magnoliopsida; Poales; Bromeliaceae
Product: VQ motif-containing protein 17-like
Exons: 1
Coding region: 263-643 (126 amino acids)
Cellular component (GO): nucleus
Source: RefSeq, a predicted model, not a curated record